AUGUAAUUUUUAACAUUCUAUAUUAUUCAAAUUGGCUGUAAUUUACAUAAACGUCACUACCCAUGAUGCAUUUCGUUACAUCCAGCCACCAACGGUAACGUAGAACCUUUCGGAUUGAAACUCAAAUCACGGGCGGGAGGAGAGCGGCUCGGUCGGCUCGUGCAGCUGCAGCGUCUCAAACUAAACGUUUUUAAUAUAUUUUUAAUCGUCGACAUACUUUAUAUAUAUUUUUUGCCCAAACCGAAGAGGAGACAACCACCACCAGCGGUAUCGACGAACGUUAACACGACUAAAAGUUACCGAGGACCGACGUCGAUUCAACAGCUCAAAGAUGAUCAUCAAGGCGCAGAAGCGCAAACACCCACCGGAGGACGGGGAGGAGUCCGACCGGAGCAGCCCAACCUGGGAGAGCCAGCGGCAGUUUGUGUUCUCCGUCUCCCUCAACAAGUACCAGAGCGGCCAGGUGCUGCCCGAGCCCAGCCUCCGGCGCUCCGUGCUCAUCGCCAACACGCUGCGGCUCAUGAGCCUGGAAGACAGCGUGGCGCCAUCUGCGGACAUGGAGGUGUCCCCGCCACCCUGCGACUCUCCGCUGGGCCCCCAGAGGGCUUUCGCCGGGGACGCGGCGAUGUCCUGCGAAAGCCCCUCGGCGCUUGGCGGCUGCCCUCUGGGUUCUGUGAAUAGCGCCGCUAGCAGGUGUUCCAUGAACUACCAUCCGGGACCAUCUAAUGUCUUGCUGCCUGUUAGAGAGGAAGACGAGGACUGGGGAUCGAUGUCCACGGACUCCGAUUACUCCCUCUCAGCCGCCAUCACCUCCAUUCUUACGGCGCUGGACUCCAUCAUUGACGGGAGCCCGCAGGCAGCUCCACGGACGCCUCUCAGGUCCUUGGAGAACCUGAUGGGCCCUUGCGAGGGAGCCGUGGCGUGGGCCAAACAGGGAGGCAGGGGUUAUGCAGGAAGCUGGGAGCAGCAGGUAGAGUCCAGCGAUCUUUUUCAGGAUAUAGACACAUCCCUGCUGGAGAGGGACAUGGGUGUGCUUGGGCUCAUAGGCAGUGGGGGUGGAUACCAGGCUAGGGACGACUUUUACCAGUAUCUGCCCCCUUUCUCCUCCCCUUACACCCCCUGUCCCUCUCUAGCAACCAGGAUCUAAGAUGUCUGCGUUCGUUCUCCCUUUUCAGCACAUUUUCAUCCGCAUCCGCUCUUUCCUAGCCACUCAUCUCCAGUCAUGAGGCCAUUUGGGAAAACGUUCUGUGCGGUAAACCAGAUGAUUCUUCUUAAUGGCAAUGAGUCAGUGAAUAACAGCUGAAAAUCAGUGUACCAGUUUCAAGUGCGACAGCUAAUUGGAACAAAUGAAAGGUGUGAUUAAAAUACAGAAUUCAUUGAAUAAAUGAGACAAUAGUCUCACUCUACAAGGCGUCAAAGGCACCACAGCUCCAAGGAAUCCUGCAUGCACAUCAAACUACCAGUUAAUGUGUUGUCUGAAAAAAUGUUAAUGGGAGUGUGAGAGAAUGCUGUUUGUUUGAAAGAGCAUUUGAAACACUAAUUUUAUAGGUCAAACUUCUGUGAAGAAAUCUUUUCACCUUACUUAUCAGCAAGUUAGAAUGAUGUUGUCAGGUGAUGAGAUUGGGUCAGGGGUUCUUUUUUUCCCCGUGAAAUAAAUCCAUAUGCACCGAUCAAAAAGAGCCUUUACCGCCUUUUAAUCGAGGCUUUUAGUCAAAGAGCGCUCAUACUAGAGUUUGUACACAGCACAACCAUGUGGCUAUUGCUAUGGUACAAAGUAACUAUCUCAACUGGAGUCACAACCGCCUUGCGAUGGCUUCUGUUGUACAGAUGUGAAUCUAUAUAUAUAUUUUUGUAAUCAGUCCCGGCGGGUGCUUAGCAUCAUGCUGUGAGCCUCGUUGGCAGAUGGGAGUCUACGUGGCGCUGUAAGCAGCCGUUCACUCAUCUGCAGGUCCGCCCGUCCCACUGGGCUUCAAACGUUAGGUCUGGUUUAGAGAUGAAUUAUUGCACUUUUGUUAAUACGAGUUGGUUUUACCGUGUCAUUUCUACAUGUUAAGCAAUGGUAAUAUUGCAGGUCCAAUGAGUUAAUACAAACCCAUAAAGGGGACUACUGUUACGUGUACGGUUCGUGUAUGUUCUGGGGGGGGGAGGGGGGGGGGUUAAGGAGACGGGAGCAGAAUCCGCUGUACGUGUUGGUCCUGCAUUCAACACUCAGAGGGAGCACGCGACACUGGUCACUCAGGUUUUUGUACUUUCGUUCCACCUCUGCAACAGUUGCUUUCUGUUCAAAGGUCCUUUGUGAAUAGCUGGACUGCAGUCUCACACUAUUUAUGAAUGUUGUAUUCUUUGUUAAGAUGGAAUGUCAUACAAUGUUUGCCAAUUUCCUAAUGCUAUAUUAAUUUACGGUCAUGUCAUUUUCUCUCAUUUGUUACAAAUUAUUUUUAAUGAUUUCGACAUUGAGGGCAGAAUGCCUGGACUCUUUUCUUUUCCAAAAAAAGGCAAUUGUCUUUAUUUAUACCAAUGUUUUUAAUAAAAUAAAAAAAUAAA
This is a messenger RNA of Gasterosteus aculeatus aculeatus (three-spined stickleback), 2544 nucleotides long. It is a transcript of the gene sertad3, whose product is annotated as SERTA domain containing 3. Gene Ontology annotation, molecular function: transcription regulator activity. Gene Ontology annotation, cellular component: nucleus. NCBI's taxonomy places the organism in Eukaryota, Metazoa, Chordata, Actinopteri, Perciformes, Gasterosteidae. The record is from RefSeq and is a predicted model, not a curated record.